Seriola dumerili (greater amberjack) is the source of this 721-nucleotide messenger RNA. RefSeq names its product tripartite motif-containing protein 16-like protein. The transcript is spliced from 5 exons. Gene Ontology annotation, molecular function: protein binding. The coding region runs from base 3 to 683 and encodes 226 amino acids. NCBI's taxonomy places the organism in Eukaryota, Metazoa, Chordata, Actinopteri, Carangiformes, Carangidae. The record is from RefSeq and is a predicted model, not a curated record.
UGAUGCCAAACAGCACCAAGGGAAUCAUGCCUGUGCCCAAGAAAGCAGGAAGAAAAAACAGUGCUGCUGCAGAAGAAAAGCUGCCGCCAUAUGAGCCAAAUAUCCCUGAACCAACCACCAGGGCUGACUUCAUGAAAUAUUGGUUCAAACUCUCUCUGGAUGAUAAAACUGCGCAGAAACUGUUGUGGAUUUCAGAGGGUGGGUCUAAAGUGGCUCGUACAUCUGAUGCAGUCUGCCCAUAUCCAAACAGGCCUGAGAGAUAUGAACACUCACCACAGGUGCUGUGUAAGGAGGGUCUGCUGGGCUAUCGAGGGUACUGGGAGGUGGACUACGACGGCUGGGUGGUGAUUGGGGUGGUCUGUGAGAGCGCACCCCGGAAGGGCCAGGACGGGCCCUGCGGCCUCGGGGAGAACAACACCUCCUGGGGCGUCGGUUGGUCUGGCUCCUGCUACCAGGUCUGGCACAACAGUGAGAACGUGGACGUCCAGCUCCCCCGGUCCUCCUCCAUGGGCGUCUACGUCGACCAGCCCGCCGGCAUCAUCAAGUUCCUCUUGGUGGAGGGAGAGGACGAGAAGGAGGUGCGGCUGAUUCACAAGUUCAAAGCCAACGUCCAGGAGAAGAUUCUCCCCGGGUUCUGGGUCGGCACAAAUUCAUACUGUCUUCUUCGGAAAAAGGAUCAGUGACAAAUUAAGAGGGUUUAACCUGCGGGGGGGGUGGGGGG